UAGACUAAAUUUCUUGAAUUUGUUUACAGGAGGUGUAUUAUACCACUGACGUGGUGUCAUUUGAAGAACAACAAUGAACAUGGAAAUGGAGCCUCCUUCUAACCUAGAUUCGGAUUUGGUGACUCGUUCACUCAACUUUCAUGGACAACUUUUGCAGAAAGCGUGGGAGGCCGAGCGGGGAGAAGGGGAUCUGCAGAAACAUAAUGUUAACAAUCUAGAUUUUGGAAUCUACUCUCAACGUCAGAAACAUUUGAGUUUUCAAGACCGAGGAAAACGGCUGAAGCUGCAUCAGUUCAUCAGCAAACGAGCCAAUGUGUUGUUUGAUACUUCUCUCAUUGAAAAGGACAAGGCAAGCCCACCAGCCUCGGAACCUGGACAUUACGCUCUCUUGCCAGCUUUCGAGACCUUCCUUAAUCUUGACAAGACAAGCAGAACUCAACAUUUUCUACAGUGUUUGAGGCCAAAAGAUGUGAUCAUCUCCAGUAUCACCCACAAGGCCAAUUCUGGACUUUCGCUGAAGGUCUUAUGUUUAGAUGGUGAAUGUGCUCGCUCAGUUUCUGAUCUCAAUAUUAAAGCAUUCUGCCCAACAUCGAAUCUGAUCUCUGCUGUAGACAAGAAGAACAUUCCUCGUACAUUCAUGCUGAACGACCUUGUGUGUUGCGAGGUUCUGGAAGUGAUACCUGACUCUGAGAAGAUUAUUUGUGGCAUGAAGGGUGUGCAUGCAUCUGACCAUAAGGCUCGGCUUGGUCUCUUCCAUUCCGAUGAGUUUCCUGAAGUUUACAAGUUGUCCCAGGAAUCAAAGAACGAACCUUACGAAGAGAUGUUGGAGAAGACUGUGGGGUUCCACAACCCGAGCAAUGUGACCUGUUUGGCUUCAGUAAUGGGACUGGGCAACUUGCAUCACACCAAUAUAGUUUCACUCAAAGGGCGAUUCCCAGAAGCGGAGUACGCAAGUGAGUUGCGCAGUGUGCAAGCGGCCAAGUGGGCAUUCCGCAGUGUGGCCGAUGGAAUUGAACACUUCAAGGCUGGUCGUGUCACUGAGGCCUUCCAAUGUCUCAACAAGGCGUUGAGCAUUGAUGCAAGCAACAUCGAGGGUCUGGUAGCUCGUGGGGCUCUGUUUGCAAACAGCGGAAGUUUUAAGAAAGCUAUUGAAGACUUUGAGUGUGCCCUGAAAUUGAACCACAGUCACCAAAAUGCAAGAAAGUACAUGGGAGAAACUCUUGUGGCAUAUGGAAGAAGCUUCGAGGACCAGAACCAGAUGGAAGAGGCGCUGAAAUGCUAUGAGAAGUGUCUUGAAGUGGUGCCAUAUCACGAGGAGGCCCACAACUCCAUAGAGUUCAUCAAGGCCAAGUUAGCCAAUGGUUCUGUGUCACUGACUGAUGGACUGGUGACCGGACUGGCUACCACCAAGGCACAAGGCGUCAAGGACACACUGAAACAUCUGCUGGGCACAGAGCCGCAGACCAAGGAUGAUGUCACGGGGAGCACCAAGAAGAAGAAGAAGGAGAAAAAAGCCAAGAAACACAAAAGGCAUUCCUCCUCCAGUAGCAGUUCCUCUUCCUCUGGUAGUUCCAGCUCUUCUUCUUCAUCCUCAUCCUCAGACUCCAGUUCUGCUUCAUCCAAUGAUUCUCAUCGCAAGAAGAAGCACAAGAGCAGGAAGAGUGAGCCCAAAGAGAAGUCCCUGUCUCCUCUCAGCAAACGCAUGGCCAUCAUGGACACAUCAGCUGCUGAGACUGAUGGUGCACGAGGAUCACACUACAACCCUCCUGCAAUGCCGUAUUCGUUUUCUUUGCAAGAUCGUCACCAUUCUGUACAACUUCAGCAUCUUCUGGAAGUUGUACUUCCAGGAUUCCAUCAUAAAGGAGAUUCCUCAGCCCUGGAACCUACUGGAAACCACAUGUCAUUACCACCUCCAAUUCCAAAUCCUCCGUCCUUGUCCACCUGUUCUUCAGCUGAACAAACAACAUCUGUGGCUUCUGCGUAUCCUGCAUCGGCCAAGUCCGACAAGGAGUCUGAGUAUGAGCAGAGGGUGUGCAAGUUCCUGGAGCAAACCAAGGGGGACUCCGACUAUGAGGAGAAAGUCCGCAAGUUCCUAGAUGAAACUGCCAAAUGGAAGAAAGAACGUAAAGCAAUGGAAGAGAAAGCUAAAAAGAAGCGCAAGAAGAAGGAGAAGAAAGCUCGUAGUAAGAAAAAUGAAACCAGUUUGGGAAAUAUUGUACUUAAAACAUUAACCACAACUGUGAUAGUAAAAAGCGGCCAAGAGAAAGAGAAAGACAUAUGUGUGUGUAAAAAUGAACGUGUUGUCAUCAACAACCUGAGGACCACGGUGGAGGGGCUUGAGGCCGAGCUGCGGAAUCUGAGGGAGACAGGGUGCGGCCAGUGUGGAGGGCAGAAUGGUGUCUGGAUCAACGGUGACAGCAAUGGAAGUGAUAUUGCUGACCUCGUUCGAGGCAUGGUGACCGGAGGUAAAACAGUAGAAGGAGCCCGUAGGUCGGGAGCAAAGCUGCAGGCCGUGAAUUCUGACGUUACCCCUCCAACUGGCAAUUGCUAUGUUCUCAUAGCGGGAACCAACGAUCUUGCAGCUCUACUGCUGAACAAUAUUUAUAGACAUCUGGAGCUCUGCAUCACUGCCAAGCUGACAACUGCUAAGGUGAUUGUCUCAACUCUGCCCCACCAACACGACCUGUCAACUAAUUAUCCAAUAAAUAAGGAGACGGCACUAGUCAACGCUUAUAUUGAUAAGAACUGUGCGCUAGGCAUAGUGGGCAGGAAUUCAUCAAUUAAAAAUGGAGAGUGUGAACAGCUCUCUGUACCUCCAUAUUCUCCGUCUCAGCGGAGCUCAGGGCCGGACCCUCCGACAUGUUGGGUCAGGCCCCAUACACAGAAGGAAAUGAAAUCAGAAGUACACUAA
This is a messenger RNA of Homalodisca vitripennis (glassy-winged sharpshooter), 2911 nucleotides long. RefSeq names its product tetratricopeptide repeat protein 14 homolog. Gene Ontology annotation, molecular function: protein binding. Lineage: Eukaryota; Metazoa; Arthropoda; Insecta; Hemiptera; Cicadellidae. The record is from RefSeq and is a predicted model, not a curated record.